CUCCCUCUCUCAAUAGUAGCAGGGAGGAAGGAGGGUGGGCACAAGACAGAGGGAAGAAAGAAAACAAAAAGAAUUGGAUGCUACUGUGUCUGAAUAUGUCUUUAACUUGUAGAUAAUUACAUCUGAGUUGCGCUUUUGCCUUUUUAUUUCCGUUUUGGGACACCUCUUUUAUCAUCCAGCCAACUGGGAUAGACAAAGCACUGUUGGUGCCCUGAGCGACAGAACUCUGACUUUGCCAUGGGGUGCGGACUUAGAAAGCUAGAAGACCCUGAUGAUAGCAGCCCUGGAAAAAUAUUUUCUACCCUGAAGAGACCGCAAGUGGAAACAAAGACAGAAUUUGCUUACGAAUAUGUAUUGCUGGAUUUUACUUUACAAGCUUCACCAAAUCCAGAAGUUAUCAAGAUAAAUUCAAUUCUGGAUAUAGUAACAAAAGUGGAAGACUAUUAUCUUAAAGGAUAUGUUGUUGGGGCCAUUCAUCCUGCUAUACAAUCUGUGGGGCAGCGAAAACACCUACCAGCAAGUUACCUAUAUCGGGUGGUGCUAUUGCGCUUGAAAUUAAGCCCGAAGCAUUCAGCAGCACCCAGGGUACAGAGACACCCAAGACUUGUGAUUGAGGAAUGUCCUCUAACUUAUGAGACACAAACAAAUGAUAUAGCUAAAGAACUGAUAGAAAAGAUUAAUGUCGCUGCUAAAAAAGGAAUGAAAUUUGUUGGAUUCAUAUCACAGCAUUAUCCACCACCUAAAUACUGUAAUGGAACCAACUAUGAUGGAGAUAUAGAAUCAAUGCUGCAUGUGAGACACAGUUCAGAUGAGAACUGUAAAAGUUGGAAUGAAGGAACAUUAAGUGGGCAAUCGUCUGAAAGUGGAAUUGAAGAAGAACUUCAUCAUGAAAGUGGACAGUAUCAAAUGGAACAAAAUGACAGCCCCAGCUCCUCUAAACUAAGAAAGGGAGAAGAUAACAAGUUGUAUAUAGUUUUCAAUGUUUUUGAUGAUGAUUCAACAUGCUGGACCUAUCAGGAAGGAGUCCUAUCAAUGAAAGUAACAAGAAAAGGAUCUAUCAUUAGUACACUUGAUGCUGAUUGGCUACAGUUAACUACAUUUUAUUAUAAGCAAGGCUUGUCUUUAAUGGAUUCUUUUGUAUGCUGGGAAACACCUAAAGGGGACCAUUUGCCCAAAUCUUUGGAAGGAUUUUUUAUCUAUGAAGAAGAAGGCUCUGGCAUUCCAGGUUCUAACAGGAAAGGAAAUGAUGCCAUUGUAGUAGAACAAUGGACUGUCAUUGAGGGCUGUGAAAUCAAAACAGAUUAUGGCCCUCUGCUACACACUCUGGCUGAAUUUGGAUGGCUCCUGACAAGCGUGUUGCCUACACCCAUAUUGAGACAUGACAGUGAGGGGAAUCUGGCUACAAAGCAGGUGGUAUUCCUUCAGAGGCCAGUUAUGUGGAAUUCAGCUGUGCAGACCCCAGAAAGGAAAGCAAGCCCUUUUAUGAAAGGCGACGACAGAAACAAAGUCAGCAGCAGGAGCAUCGGAUUAGACGCAGGCGGGUCGCAGCCUAUGGAGGCCAGAGCCCCGCCAGAGGAGGGCCGCUUCUCGCCUUCAGGAGAAUGCUGGACCAAGGAGGGGAGGCCAGCACAGUGCAGUGGCUUCUCGGGGUUCAGCAGCAGCGACAGUGUCCUUCGGGAACUAGAUGAAGGACAGUUUGACCAGGAGGACGGAGUGACUCAGGUCACUUGCAUGUGAGCCUCCAGGUGAAAGAACAGAGGUCCUGUAAAUAGUCAUUAAAAUAAUUGCCAACUGACUAUAUUACUGUACCUGCAUUUAUGUGAUAUCCUUGAAUUUUUAGACUCAACCUUUCCUCUAAUCUGUGUAAACUUUGGCUCAAUCUUCUAGACAAGGAAGAAUAACCAACAUAUUUGUAAAUUUAGAAUCAUGUUUACACUUCUCUCAACUAAAACAUCUGUCUAAACAGAUGUCCCAUUAGGUUAUUAAGCAAUAAUCUACUUCAGUUUCUCAUGAAUGUACAAAAUAUAUUUUGCUUACCAUUCCUGUUAAGAAGACUGAAUAUUCCAGUCAGUAUUUUACCUAAUUAGAGAAUUCUCAGGAAGUUACAGAGGCUUAUUUAAACUGAAAAAUAAUCUCUCUUUCUCUUACAUACAAAUCAGCACAGCGCACAGACACAUAACUGAUUGGUAAAAAUAAAUACCUAUUUUCUGAAUAAAACAAUCCAAAUUUUCUCUUUGACUAUGGACUGUAUAUACAAAGAAAGCCCCUACCUGUUAAAAUAUUCUCUGAAAAACAUAAAUUCUUUCUGUGUGUCUUUGCUUUUAAAGACUCAUCAGUUACCAGCCCUGUAUUGAUUCAUUGAGCUUAAACAUUAUUGCUCCUACUAGCUUAGAAAUAUAGCAAAGCAGCAUCUUUUAAAAUUCAAUACAAAAGCCAGGCAUGGUGGUGCAAGCCUAUAAUCCUAGCAGUUCGGGAGGCUCAGGCUCAAGGCCAGCCUCAGCAACUAAGCAAUUUAGCAAGACCCUAUCUCAGAAAAUAAAAAGGGCUGGGGAUGAGGCUCAGUGCCUAAGCAUCCCUGGGUUCAAUCCCUGGUACCAAAACACACACACACACACACACACAAAAAAAAAAAAAAAGAUUCAACACAAAACCCCAACUUGUAAAAACCUCAAUAGACAGAAAUAUUUAAUUUUCUUUAAUUGUGAACACCAUAAAAGAACAAAAUAUCAAAUUUAAGUCUACAUCUUUCUAGAUUUGAAUUAUGCUUUUAUUUUGACUUGCUAAAUCCUGAAGAAUGUUGAAACCCAGAAUUUUUUUCAGUCCUGCAAGAGUGGAGAGGUGCUCAUAGCACGUGUGGUGUUUAUGAGGAUCUGCUCAUCUCUGCCUUUCUCACUACUGCUAAUAGGCAUGCCUUUGCCUUGCCCUAAUAAUAUUCUGCAAAAUAGAGGAUUUUCAUGUAUGUUUGAAUAGCUUACUUUAGAAGGUGAGGACCUUCAAGUGAAUUACAAUUGACCUUACCCAUUGAUGAGUUCAGCCCAUUAUAUUUAUAUUUUUUAGUACUGAUGUUGACAUUGUAAGAUCAUUUGAAUAAUAAAAUAUCAUUUGUUA
Ictidomys tridecemlineatus (thirteen-lined ground squirrel) is the source of this 3108-nucleotide messenger RNA. The record is from RefSeq and is a predicted model, not a curated record. Lineage: Eukaryota; Metazoa; Chordata; Mammalia; Rodentia; Sciuridae.